CCCUCGCAUUCCACAUCUGACCUUAGUAUCGGGUAGAAUUCACAAUGGAUAUCAGAUGGGGUUUUAUGUUAACGGCUCUCAGCGUCGCAUCAUUAAUUCCGACAUCAACGUCAGAUACUACUACAACAGAAGAAACUUCUACCUCGACGCCAGAUGUUGUCCCAGGUAGAGUCAACGACUUGACGACAACAGUGACGACAUCUGCGUCUAUUGGACUGUCGUGGACGGCCUCGUCAAGCGAUGUUCCCUUCAACCAGUACGUCAUCUUGACAAGCAGGGGAGACGAUUGUGAACUAGCAGUCUACAUCGUUUGUCCACCCAACGAUGCGAUAUAUGCAAAUGCCCAGUGCCAUACCAUCACGGCAGGUCCGCCUGCAACAUAUGAUGAGUGCCAUGGUAACAUGACGUUAGACGUGACCGGCCUAGAUUCCAACACAGACUAUGUUGUCACUGUCGCUGCUGCCGACAAUUUCACAGUAGGGGAAAAGUCUACAAUCAGAGAUAAGACAGCUAUUGGAAUUCCAGCAGAGCCAACAAACAUCCGUGGAACUGUCCAGAACCAGUCCGCCAUUUUGGUUGAAUGGGACGUUCCUUCCCACAAUGCUGGGCCAAUGUGGUACAAUGUCACGGUUCUAAGAGAAAUAGACAGGAUGCCUGGGAACUUCAUGUGGGAUGGUUAUUACUACGUUGAAGGUCAGAAUAGCAGUUCCCUGGAGGUGACGGAUUUGUUGAGUUCCUGGAGGUACAUAUUCAUCAUUACAGCCAGCACCAAGGCUGGAACCUCAAAUGAGGCAAUAUCAAAACCUGUCAGAACGCUGCCCUCUGCUCCCGGUGAAGUGCAGAAUAUCCGUGUAAAAUAUGACCACAGUCAAUACCUAGCCGUCAGACUCACUUGGGAAUGUCCACUCGAGAAGAUGAGGAAUGGGCGCAUCACAAGCUACACAGUCUCCUACUCAGGCAAUAUAUCCAUGACGUUGACGGCAGGCAGCUUCUACCCAGAGGAUCCUUGCACCUCCCCCCACACUGUGUAUCUCCCUGUCAUCCCAGAUGGGAAGUAUGUUGUUCAGAUCUGGGCCAACGCCGAAUUUCAAGGAAACAAAUCAGCAAUGAUAUUUGUAGCAGACCGCGAUAAAAUGUCCUUCAAUUUACCACCGUUUACCAACACUACAGCGUCGACAUCAGAUUCCCACAACCUUGUCAUUGCAUCCGCCACAUGUGGCUCCGUAAUAGCCAUCCUCUUUGUCGCUAUCAUUGCUCUAUAUCUAACAAGAUCUAGAGGUUUCACAUCUGAAGGCCAACAGUAUUUGGUGGGCUGAUCGUCACCAUGGACGUGUUUAGAACAAAGUGGAACGUAUAUCUAGUUCAUUGUACAAGAAACAACGUCACAAUAAAGUUAUCUUUGAACGAUA
Messenger RNA from Haliotis rubra (blacklip abalone), 1409 nucleotides. RefSeq names its product fibronectin type III domain-containing protein 2-like. Bases 45 to 1316 code for a protein of 423 amino acids. NCBI's taxonomy places the organism in Eukaryota, Metazoa, Mollusca, Gastropoda, Lepetellida, Haliotidae. The record is from RefSeq and is a predicted model, not a curated record. The transcript is spliced from 12 exons. Gene Ontology annotation, biological process: axon guidance. Gene Ontology annotation, cellular component: neuron projection. Gene Ontology annotation, molecular function: transmembrane-ephrin receptor activity; protein binding.